This is a messenger RNA of Homalodisca vitripennis (glassy-winged sharpshooter), 3251 nucleotides long. Its product is annotated as inter-alpha-trypsin inhibitor heavy chain H4-like. The coding region runs from base 85 to 2259 and encodes 724 amino acids. The record is from RefSeq and is a predicted model, not a curated record. The transcript has 17 exons. NCBI's taxonomy places the organism in Eukaryota, Metazoa, Arthropoda, Insecta, Hemiptera, Cicadellidae.
CCAACUCGCUGCCUGACCCUGUCUGUAUAAAGCCUCCCGCUCCUCGUAUUCUUGCACUGUGCUCGGCACUCCUGCAUUGGCACUAUGUGGUGGUCAGUGUUUGCAGUUUGUCUGCUGCUGGCUGUGGUGGAGAGCUCCUCUAACCAUGUGGUGAAGUCCCUGCACAUAACGUCAGAUAUCAAGAACCGCUACGCCACCACUCAUGUCACCAGCAAGGUUGCCAACACAGGGGACAAAGCUAGCAAGGUUCCAUUCUACGUCACCUUCCCGGACUCAGCGUUUCUCACAGAGUUUGCCAUUGAAGAGAAUGGCCGAGAGGUUAAAGCUACACUACACAAGAACGAAGACGUUAAAGACCUUGACAAGGAGUUUGGAGAAGAUGUGCUCUCUGUAUUUGUAAGAGAUGCAAACCAGUUCGCAGUUCUCGUCAAUGUGGAGGCAAAAGCGGAGGUGACCUUCAAACUGACCUACGAAGAGUUAUUGUCCAGACACUUGGAGAUCUACUCACACAAAAUCCAUGUCAACCCUCAACAGAUCGUUGAUGAUUUGAAAGUGACAGUCAACAUUGAGGAGCCAACUAUAAUCACAUAUUUGAAAGUGCUUAAGUUCCACGGAUUUAGUAACGUCUUUUCGAGGGACAACGACAAGGACAGUGAGAUUGCAACAAUAGAAAACAAGAGUCCCCAGAGUAAGGUGAUUGUCUGGGCACCAUCUGCCGAUCAACAGAGAGCCAUGAACGCCAAGGGAAUCCAGGGCGAGAUUGUUGUCCAAUAUAAUCUUGAUCGGUUGGAACACGCUGAGCCGUACUUGGUUGACGAUGGACAUUAUUUCGCUGAUUUCUUCGCAGUCGAGGCUCUCCCAAGUUUGAAGAAGCACGUUAUCUUCGUCAUUGAUUACAGUUAUUCCAUGGAAGGGGAAAAAUUUGAAGAAUUCAAGCAAGCCAUGGACGUGAUCUUGCCAUACCUUAGCGCUAAAGAUUAUUUCAGCAUUGUCCUUGCCCAGAGUUUUGCUGAGGCCUGGUCACCCAGCACUCUGUACAGGAAAGGUCCAGAUACGCAAGAUGAAGUCGACAGAGAAGAGAUGCUCAAGUCUGAGCACAAUCUGACCGAUACUUUGUCCCCACAGUUCUUGGUGGAAGCUUCUCCUGCUAAUGUGGAACUUGCACUCAAAUAUCUCAAAGAAGCAGAACUGGGAGGCUCUUACCUGAUGGGAGGGCUAAAAACAGCGGUGGAUCUGGCCAACCUCGGUGCCGACCAAUGGAAGGCCGAGAGUGACUCCCCUCUCCCUCUCAUUGUCUUCUUGUCAGACGGACAACCGACUAUUGGAGAGGUCGAUGAAGCCGUAAUCGUUAAUCAAGUGACGUCUCUCAAUACUAAGCACGUUCCUAUAUACAGCUUAGCUUUCGGAUACUAUGCAGAUUACGAAUUCCUACGCAAGCUAUCCUUGAACAAUCAUGGUUUUGUAUGGAAGGUUUACAGAGAUGAGGAUGCUUCUCAACAAAUAGUAUAUUAUUACAAACACGUCGCAUCUCCAGUUCUGACAGACCUGGCCUUCACUUACUUCCCGACUAAGGUAGAAGAAGUGACUAGACACGAAUUCCCCGUGUUCUUUAGGGGAAUGGAGAUUGCGGUUGCCGGCAAAUUAAAGGAUGCGGUCACGGAGAACGAUACUAUUGGAGAGCUUACAGCUAACAUCCCAAGCGUCAGUGAAACUUACAACCAUUCUAUACCUGUGGGACGCAAAGUUGCGGGCAACUCUGCGGAGAAGACGUUUGCUUUCCUCAAGCUGCGACAACUUCUGGGUGAGCUACAUCGUCUGCCGGAGGACAGUGACAAGAGUUCACUUGAAGAGAAAAUUGAGAAUCUGGCUCUAAAAUACUCUUUUAUGACGUCACUUACUUCGUUGGUAAUUGAAAAGCCUGACGGGAGCAAGACAGUAGCAGAGUUUACGCCAUUAAAACAAGCACCUCCUUUGGAAAAAACGGAUUUGAAGAAAAUCACUUGGUUGAAGGAAUACCUGACUGAUGACGCAGCAGACCAUGUCAGCGUGACACUCAAAGAACAUUCCUACAAUCUGGCUCUAAAACCGGGUGAAGAAACUUUCGGAAAAUGCAACGUAAACUACAUGUCAGGAGAAUGUCGUCACUUCCAGAAAUGUGCUCUUGCUAUCUUCGAAGACGAUGUUGCUGAAUUCCUUCCUUACAAGUGUGACAUCGCAGGAGAUUAUCUUGGAGCCUGCUGUCCAUUCCAUGUUAGCUGAGCUCAUAAGCAGACAACCGAGUGUCCCGUUACUGCUGUCAUCAUUUCUUCUUUUCAUCUUAUCUACAAUGUACCUAUUAUGUAUAAUUUUAUGAUUGUAAGUCAUCAAUUGAGUGCAACUGCGGACACCAAGGUCAACAUUUUUGUUUUAUAAAAUUUAAAUUACCAUCGAUGGUUCUUCCAUAAGAAACUGUUCUAAAAGCCUUAGAACACUACGCUGCUUAUAUUUCACAAACGUUUGGUUAUAUUUGUAGUUCUAGUGUUUCCGUAAACUUGUCAUUUGUCCAACUUUUUAUCCAUGCCCAUUGAUUUACUGAUGCUUUUAAUGCUAAGUUAAAUAAGGAAAGUAAACAAAUUUUAUUUAUAAAGUGUAGAAAAGUAAAUGUUUCCAAUUCACCGGCCUUUACCUCUUUUAGAAUGCUUUAUAAUUGCAAAUUCUUGGAAUCUAUUUCAUAUAAUCCUCUUUCUGUAAAUCAGACGUAUCUAUAAACAUGAAGAACGUGUCGAGGUACACAAAAGACCCACCUCCAAUGUCCUUUCCAGUUUUGUUUUUUCCUUAGGCUAUUGUUGUUAAUCAUGAUCAUUAAUUCACUGUGUACAUACAUUACAAUCAAUUUAGGCACACCACUAAUUACAGUCUCUUAAUGAUUAUUAAAGUAAUGACUUAAUAAAGAAAUAAUACGGUUUAAAAUACUAUAUCUUAUGUCUUUAAUCUGCAUUAUACCACGAAGGUAAAUUACACAAUUGCAAGGUUAAAAUAUAGACUUUGUAUUUUUUACUAUAAAGCUAAAGAGCUAAACAGGGGAGGUUGCAAAGCCGAUAAGGUAAAAUGACUCUGUUUCUUUCAAAGGAAACCAUUUUUUUAUUGCACAGUAGUACUCUUCUAUUGGUCGUUUAUUUGUGUUUUUAUAUUUAGCUUGAUUGAUAUGCAAAAACUACUUUUAACAUUCAUUUUUGUCAUAAGUAUGAAAAUAUACCACUCAUUCAGCAAUA